Messenger RNA from Populus euphratica (Euphrates poplar), 1271 nucleotides. Its product is annotated as fe(2+) transport protein 1-like. Gene Ontology annotation, molecular function: zinc ion transmembrane transporter activity. Gene Ontology annotation, cellular component: plasma membrane. The transcript has 3 exons. Gene Ontology annotation, biological process: zinc ion transmembrane transport. NCBI's taxonomy places the organism in Eukaryota, Viridiplantae, Streptophyta, Magnoliopsida, Malpighiales, Salicaceae. The coding region runs from base 1 to 1080 and encodes 359 amino acids. The record is from RefSeq and is a predicted model, not a curated record.
AUGGCAUCCUUCACAGAAAUCAAUGCAGUCACCAUUUCUCUAAUCUUGAUCCUCUCAUUCACGUUGCCAGCAUCAACAUCGGCACAACAACAAUGUGAUUCCGCAUCAACAGGAGGAUGCCACGACAAGGCCAAAUCCUUACAGCUAAAGCUAAUUGCCAUCUUUUCAAUCUUGGUUGCUAGUAUGCUUGGGGUGUGUUUACCAUUAUUUUCACGUACGAUCCCUGCACUCAUGCCCGAUAGAGAUUUAUUUGUAGUGGUAAAGGCAUUUGCUUCAGGUGUUAUCCUUGCGACGGGGUACAUGCACGUGUUACCGGACUCUUUCAACGACUUGAUGUCUGAUUGUUUGCCGAUAAAUCCUUGGAAGAAGUUUCCUUUUACCACUUUUGUUGCCAUGUUGUCAGCUAUACUCACUCUCAUGAUCGAUUCUUUCGCGAUGAGUUACUACAAGAAGCAUGGUUUUGAUAAGAAGGGUGGUGGGGUAGACGGUGAGAAAGUGAACAAUGGGGAGAGAGGGUUAGGGAAUGUUGAAAAUGGUGGUGCACAUGUUGGACAUUGCGGUGGAUUUAAUGGCGGGGCUAAUGACAAGGAUUCAAUGUUGUUGAGGAAUCGUGUUGUGGCUCAGGUUUUGGAGAUCGGCAUUGUAGUGCACUCAGUUGUAAUUGGUUUAUCAAUGGGUGCCUCCAACAAUCCGUGCACAAUCAGGCCGCUCAUCGCUGCUCUCUGCUUCCAUCAACUCUUUGAAGGAAUGGGUCUUGGAGGAUGCAUAUUACAGGCUGAAUAUGGAAUGAAGAUAAAAGCAAUCCUGGUGUUCUUCUUCUCUACAACAACCCCAUUUGGAAUUGUACUAGGAAUUGGUUUGUCAAAUGUGUACAGUGAUAGCAGCCCAACAGCUCUAAUUGUUGUGGGAUUACUGAAUGCAUCAUCUGCUGGAUUACUGAAUUACAUGGCACUGGUGGACCUCUUAGCUGCUGAUUUCAUGGGGCCUAAACUUCAAGACAGUAUGAGGCUUCAGGCAUGGUCAUUUAUUGCAGUUCUACUUGGCGCAGGAGGCAUGUCGCUUAUGGCAAAAUGGGCUUAGCUGAUUUGAAGACUUAGGCAGCACUGCUAGAUUGUCAUUUUGAACACAGAAAAUGUCAUUCUAUGUGUUCGUUCUGUGCAUAUUUAUAUCCUGGUUGAGUUUUCUGAGUUUUUUGGUUCUGUUUUUUGUUUCUAGUGAAGGAAGCAGGAUUGGGUAGUGCAAAUAAAUUCGUCUGAACAACUAUAUUUGAA